AUGGGCUCCAACCCGCCAUCCCCAAGGUUGUGGAUCGCUUACGACCAAGGAGACAACCCCGAGCUCCAGUGCCACAGCAAAGGUCGAAUACCAAGGGAAUGGAAGUCGAAGAAUGACAGAGCUCUUCAGUACGAACCCCUGGAUCCUGCGAAGCGUGAAAUCAGGCUAUUUGAGCUCUGGCCAGGAAAGCCUGGUAGCAAGGUGGUCGGGCGCCUCUUCAACGUCUCCUUGGAUGAAAGCCCCAGCUUCGAAGCCUUGAGCUACACCUGGGGGCCACCUCAACCAACCUAUAACAUCUCCAUUAAUGGGCACAGGGCAUUUCCUGUGCAUCGGAACCUGAGGAAGGCAUUGGACGAUCUGCGCCAGCCUGACAAGCUCGUGUUCUCUGGACGGAUGCCAUAUGUUGUCUGCGCUUGGCUCGAUCACAGCGUGCAGCCAAUGGAUGUCUUGUUCGAAGACCUUGCACGUCUCGGCAAGGAAAUUGAGCUUGAUGACUAUGAUCCGCCCUACUGGUAUCCAGUCGCCGAUAUUUUUCGAAAUCCGUACUGGCGAAGGCUGUGGGCCCAGCAGGAGCUUAUCCUGGCCAAAGAAAUCAACAUAUAUUGCCAGCGGAAUGUCUUUGAUGGGCAGCAGCCCUUACACUUUCAACAAAGAAUCAAUAAUAACUCGUUCUUCAAAGUAUCCGGCGAUGUGGGGAGGCUCUCCAACUACAUUGACAAGGGAAGGUGGCCUCCUCAGGUGCUAGGUAGUAAUAUCCUUCAUGCGAAGGCCGACAGGCUUCUGGGGAUCCAACUUCACCAUCAACAGAGUAAUGAUGUAAUGACGCAUUUCGAAAUCACCAGAAGAUAUUUAGGUUCAUCACUUCUGCAGCUAUUUCUCCAGACAGCUGGUCUGAACAUGACUGACCCUCGAGAUCGGGUUUACGGCAUCCUGGGGCUUGCUUUGUACACCGACGAGAGCAAGAUGAGGGUCGACUACGCCGCACCUGUCAUCAAGCUCUGCUUGCAGGUUUUCAGUCUCUUCAUAGACAGGCACAAGAGUGUCGACUUAUUAUGUUUCUCUGAUAGGGGGCCGUAUCAUGCUGUCCCCCGAGGGGAUGACUUCCCAACCUGGAUGCCGCAUCAGUUUGUCGGAUGGAGCCAAGUCAAUGCGAGCCGGGCCUGUGGCUCUAUUACAGCAAGGAACGCCUCCAUUGACUUGAAGAGCCGGAUUCUCUAUGUCCAAGGUCUCUUGGUGGACACAAUCGGAUUUAUUGGACCAAUGGAGGAUUCUUACGAGCUGCCCAUACUUGAGUGGUACCAGAUCCUGGAAGAGCACUGCCAAAGACUCUGGCCAGAAGAUGCUGGCCACGAACCACUGUACGAAAGGGAGAAUGUGACUAUGCUUCUACGCGGUUGGGUUUCAGAAAUGAGGUAUCGCCAACAUUAUCAACAUCAACUGAAGAGGCCGACGCGCGAGACAACGGUCGCUUUACUCCGUGCCAUUUGCGUAGCAGCGGAGCAGGUUGGUCAGGACAGGCUGACGCUCUGGGACCUUGCUUCUAGGCCAACGAGUGACUUUCUGACUAAAUAUCAGUUCAUGUGCAAGCCUCUUUCUAUCGAACUCGAAAAAGCCGUGUUCGUCGGAACUGAAUGCGGGCGGCUCGGGUCUCUGGACAGAGUGUUUAGGGUAGAGCCGGUGGACCAGGUUUGGGUCCUCCAUGGGUGUCGAAUGCCAGUGGUUCUCUCCGGGGCUAAUGCGCGGUGA
Molecule: messenger RNA, 1746 nt
Organism: Aspergillus pseudotamarii
Lineage: Eukaryota; Fungi; Ascomycota; Eurotiomycetes; Eurotiales; Aspergillaceae
Exons: 2
Coding region: 1-1746 (581 amino acids)
Source: RefSeq, a predicted model, not a curated record